Molecule: messenger RNA, 342 nt
Organism: Marasmius oreades (fairy-ring Marasmius)
Lineage: Eukaryota; Fungi; Basidiomycota; Agaricomycetes; Agaricales; Marasmiaceae
Exons: 2
Coding region: 1-342 (113 amino acids)
Source: RefSeq, a predicted model, not a curated record
AUGUCUCACCUUAUCCUUCCGGGAACUACACACAAGUAUUGCUUCCAGCCAAAUCUCACCGAUUCGUCUUUCUUGACUAUGAUUCCUAUCGCCAGUGCCAGAGGGUUCACGUCCUCAGAAGGGAAACGAUUUGAAUGGCGCCGUGUGCAAGGAAACCCCACCUCAUAUGAUCUCUAUAUGUCGCCUGAUAUCCAUAUUGCAGCUUUCCGACGCUUUGUUUCUUCUACUGCAGUCGGCACUUCACACGGGCUGCUGCAGUAUAGAUUCACCAAUGACAUAUUAUUGCUCGAAUCAUUACUUUCUUUGUGUCUCAUACGAUGGAUCGAUUUACACGGAACAUAA